Letharia columbiana is the source of this 1557-nucleotide messenger RNA. RefSeq lists its product as uncharacterized. Gene Ontology annotation, molecular function: aspartate kinase activity. NCBI's taxonomy places the organism in Eukaryota, Fungi, Ascomycota, Lecanoromycetes, Lecanorales, Parmeliaceae. Gene Ontology annotation, biological process: amino acid biosynthetic process. The transcript has 3 exons. Bases 1 to 1557 code for a protein of 518 amino acids. The record is from RefSeq and is a predicted model, not a curated record.
AUGGAAUCAGAUAGCGGCGCCUUGAACUUUAGGAAGGACUGGGUGGUGCAAAAAUACGGCGGCACCUCCAUUGGCAAAUUUCCCAACGAGAUCGCGAACAUUAUCUGCAGCGAAGUCAAACGCAAUCGUCUGGCAGUUGUUUGCUCUGCCCGUAGCUCUGGAAUCAAAGCCGAAGGCACAACCACGAAACUGCUCAAAGCCGCCGCGGAAGCAGCGAAAAGCAACCCUCCAGCCUAUAAGUCCAUCGUCACCAGUAUUCUCGACGACCAUAUCCAAGCUGCCAUCCCAAAUCUUCGAUCCCCGAACCUCCUUGCAAAUCUCACCGUAGAGUUCGAGCGGGAAACCCGCGAUCUCAUGAAAUACCUAACAGCAGCCGACACAUUGGGAGAAGUCAGUCCGCGGACUUUAGACAUAAUCAUCAGUAAAGGGGAAAUCCUAAGCUGCUACUUCAUCGCCUCACUUCUCCAAGAUCGUGGAUUAGACGCCUAUGUGAUUGAUCUCUCCAGUAUCCGAACUGUCGAAGCACCAACAGGUGACAUCAACCAGGGUUUCUAUGAAGAUUACGCCGAAGCUCUGAGGCCCGUAUUCCUCGAGUCAGGCAACCGGAUCCCCGUCGUAACCGGUUUCUUCGGCCCUGUGCCCGGCGGUCUACUGAGCCACGUCGGCCGAGGCUACACUGAUCUCUGCGCCGCUCUUGUCGCUAUCAGUCUCGGUGCAUCCGAACUUCAAAUUUUGAAAGAAGUAGAAGGCAUUUACAGUGCCGAUCCCAGGAAAGUGCCUACCGCACGACUACUCUCAACAAUCACGCCAUCCGAAGCUGCCGAGUUAACAUUCUACGGAUCUGAAGUCAUACACCCAUUCACCAUGGAACAAGUAAUCCGCGAAAGCAUCCCGAUCCGAAUAAGGAACGUGACGAAUCCCAGCGGCACCGGGACAACGAUCCUCCCAGACUCCUUGGACGCCUCUGCUUCCAAGAAUAUCACCUCCGCGCGUCUUCCCACACCACCAGCAUUCCGCUCCCGGAAAUCCGGCAUCAGCGGCACGCUGACCAAUCGUGCAAAACGCCCUACGGCCGUAACAGUGAAAAAUCGCAUCCUGGUCAUAAAUCUCCGCUCCAACAAACGGACCUCCUCGCGUGGUUUCUUGGAACGCACGUUUGCAAUCCUAGACAAAUGGCGGCUCUCCGUCGACCUGAUUGCCAGCUCAGAAGUAAAUGUCUCCCUGGCUUUCUACUGUCAUCGUGAACUAGUCCGCGGAGACGGCGAGAGGAGACACAUCGUAGAUAUCGACCUUCGGGGAGCUGUCGAUGAAAUGGCGCGCUUAGGAGCGGUGGAGCUGGUGGAUGAGAUGGCGAUUGUGAGUCUGGUGGGUCAGGAGAUGAAGAAUAUGGUUGGUAUAUCAGGGGCGAUGCUUAGUGUGUUGGGGAAGCAUAAUAUCAACAUCGAAAUGAUCUCGCAGGGAGCAAGCGAGAUCAACAUCUCCUGCGUGGUGGAUCAGCGAGAUGCGGAUCGCGCUAUGAGUAUCAUUCAUACGAAUCUCUUCACUUUCUUGGAGUGA